This is a messenger RNA of Brachypodium distachyon (stiff brome), 1264 nucleotides long. Its product is annotated as protein MIS12 homolog. Gene Ontology annotation, biological process: kinetochore assembly; protein localization to kinetochore; mitotic cell cycle. The record is from RefSeq and is a predicted model, not a curated record. Bases 109 to 855 code for a protein of 248 amino acids. Gene Ontology annotation, cellular component: nucleus; chromosome, centromeric region. Lineage: Eukaryota; Viridiplantae; Streptophyta; Magnoliopsida; Poales; Poaceae. The transcript has 7 exons.
UUAACUCGCGGCCCAAUCACUCCAUAGUUCCCGGUCCAACCAGCCGCCGCUCUCCUUGCUGCUAGACACACGCCGCCGCUCCCCUCGCUCAAGACCUUGCUGCUAGGUAUGGAAGGGGAAGACGCGAGCUCGGCGGCGGAGGCCGCGCUGGGGCUGAGCCCUCAGAUCUUCGUCAACGAGGUCCACAACAUCAUUGCAGACCUCCGCUACGAGUGCUUCAAGGAGUACUGCCUCCAGGAAGGAACCGUCGACGCCGUCGGCGCCGCCACGGCGACCAAUAAGGCCGAGGAGCUGCAGCAGGGAGUACAAUACAUGCACAAUUUAGUUCAGGAUGUAUUGGACAAGAGAAUGGGCAAUUGGGAGAAAUAUUGCCUCCGGCAUUGUUUAACUGUGCCUGAAGAAUUUGUCGCACCUGAAGAUGAUAAUUUUUCUGCAAAAGUGUCACAUAAAGAUGGGAAUUAUGAUACGGAGCUGGAUGCAGAACUUAAUAUCUUGAGGACAAAACUCGGAAAUGCUAACAAGGAAUCUGAAGAACUUCAAAGAGAGCUUUCUUCGCUGGAAAGGCAAGCUACGUACAAGACUAACCUUAAAUCCUCCAUUGCUGAAGUACUGAAAGUGUUCGAAGACAAAUCUGUUCAGGACAAUAUGCAAGCUCUUGUGAACAUACUACCAAAAUUGCGCCAGAAAAUGAAGGUUAUGAAAAGGAAAAAGCUCGAGUUUGAGAGCAUGGUGGGUCUAAGUUUUUUGGACGCUAAUGGUAUUAGAAACCAGAAGCGUUUAGCGUCGUGUUCGAAUGUUAGCACCGAAGACAUUCAAGAGGUGAAUCGGGCUUUGGAUCGCUUACGGAAGGAGUAGCUUGCAGUGUUGUGUUACUGAUGCUUGAGCUGAGGGCUUCAUGAUGUCUGCAGAAGUGUGCUGAUGCAAUCUUUUUGUAAUGCUGGGUUGUAUGAACUGUUGGCUAUUUCUGAAACUUUCUAGGGCUAGGUUAGGGGGCAGGUUUUCGUCCCGUACUCAAUUCCCGAUUGUGGGGCUGGUUAGCGGGUUUCCUGUCCCAUAGUUUGUUUCUCUCCCCAAUCUCGCUCUUAACCUCUUUUUCUUUGCCUCGUCACAGUGCCAGGCUGCCAGCUCCGACAUACUUCCGAAGCUACCCUCUCGCUAGCUACCUAUGUGAUGUAAACCUGAACUGCGAUUCUACCUAAACAGUUGAGUGUACAUGUUGACAUGUAAACCUAAUCUGCAAUUCUAUCGAACAGCUGUGUGUACA